GAUGGGAACGGGAUCGUGGGUUGGUGAGUAGUGGGAUAUUGAGUGCGGGCUGAUGGGGAGGUGUGGAAUGGGAUCAUGACGAAUGCGGGGUCAUGGGAUGAUGGAAAAAUGGGCAGGGGGACGUGGGGCGACGAUGGGAUGUUGGGCAGCGCGGCGAUGGGCACGGAGUGAUGGAUGUUGGGUGACGGCCGUGGGGUCACGGUGGUGGUGGGCACUGCAGUGCCGCCGCUGGCCCAUCCUGAACCCGGGACCGGCGCUGGAGGAGGGGCAGGGCCGGACGCUGGCGGCCUCGUGCACAGCGGAGGGCAACCCGGUGCCCACGGUGCACUGGGAGACGGAGGUGCGCGGCGCCAACACCACGCGGCAGUCCCAGCACGACCACUCGGCCUCCGUCACCAGCGAGUUCUUCGUGGUGCCGGGGCGCAGCAUGAAUGGGAAGAGCCUGACCUGCGUGGUGGCACAUCCGGGGCUGCGCCACGAGAAGAGGAUCACCCACCAGCUGAGCGUCGCCUACCUGUCUGAUGUGUCGGUACUGGGGCACACAGAGGAGUGGGCGGAGGGCAUGGAGGGGGCUGCGCUCACCUGCCUGGGGGACGGCAACCCCCCACCCACCUACAACUGGACACGGUGUGGCUCUGUCCCCAUCCCCACCCCUGUCCCCAUCCCCGUCCCCUUCCCACUGCAUCUCCUGUGCACCCCAGCGGCCCCACUGUGUCCCGUUCCCAUAUUCCUGCUGUGUCCUUUCUUUGUUCCAUUUUCCCCAUCCCUGUCCCCUCGUUGUCCCCAUGCCCCCUGCCCCCGUCCACAGCCCCAUGCUGUUUCCAUGUCCUCGUGUCCCUGUCCCUGUCACAUCCCCUUGCUGUGCCCACAUCCCCACGUCUGUGUCAACGUCCUCCCGUCCACAUCCCCUUGUCCCCCAUCUCUAAUGUCCUCCAGUUGUCCCCACAUCCCGUCGCUGCGCCCAUGUCCUCUGUCCCCAUCCACGUCCCCCAUCCCCGUCACGUCCCCUCAUCUGCGUCCCCGUCCCCUAUCCGCGUCCCCAUCACUUCCUCUCGCUGUCUCCGCGUCCCCUUGUCCGUGUCAGCGUCCCCCCAUCCACGUCCCCGUCGUGUCCCACUGCCGUCCCCACUCCCCCUUCCCAUCCCCUCCCAACCCUCCACGUCCCACCCGGCCGUGCCGGCGCGCACUGCCCCACGCUGUCCCCGCAGAGGACGAGGUGCGGAGGGUGGACCUGGUGUCGGCCUCGGUGGUGGUGGUGGGCGUCAUUGCCGCCGUGCUGCUCUGCGUCCUCGUCAUCGUCGUCGUCGUCAUGACCCUCUAUCACAAGCGCAAGACCAAGCGCAUCUCUGAGAAGUAUGAGGAGGAGCUGACGCUCACACGGGAGAACUCCAUCCGCCGUCUGCACUCCAGUCACAGCACCGACACGCGCACCCAGCUGGAGGAGACGCUGCAGCUCCGCACAGAGAGCCGGCAGGGCAGCCUGCGUGGGGACAGCCUGCGUGGGGACAGCCUGCGUGGCACCAGCAUCUGCUCUGCUAUGAGUGAAGAGGCUGAGGGCCGCAGCUACUCCACCCUCUCCACGGUGCGGGAGAUCGAGACGCAGACCGAGGUCCCCGUGUCCCCACUGCUGUCCCCGUCCCUGGAGGGCAAAGAGGUGAAGGAGGAGGAGGAGGACGGUGGGGACAACCCCAUCAAGCAGGCAAUGACGCACUUUGUGCAGGAGAACGGCAUGCUGCAGGCACGGCCCAGCACCAACGGCAUCUACAUCAAUGGGCGCGGGCACCUGGUGUGAGGGGGGACACGGGGCCGAGGGGGGGGACAUCGACAGCCCGCCGUCCCCUCCCUGCCGCCCCGGCGUGGUGCUGCUGCAUUCCAUCCCCCAACAUCACCCCUGGUGCCGGUGUGAGGUUGGGGACGUGCACUGUGUCGUGGGGAUGGGAGUUCUGUCCCCAAACGCACCGCGUCUGGGACGUGUGCUGUGCGCUCUGACCCCGCGUGUCACCCACCCCUGGUGCUGGCACGAGGUUGGGGACACGCGCCGUGCCAUCAGGAUGGGGCUCCGUCCCCAAAUGCCGCCCUCGGUGCUGGCACCACCUCUGGGAUAUGUGCCGUGCACCAGGACUGUCCCCACAUGGCACCCUCGCUGCUGGCACCGGUCUGGGGACGUGUGUGUGCCACCAAGAAUGGACUCUGUCUCCAAAUGCCACCUCUGCUGCUUGGGACAAUGUUGGGGACAUACACUGUGCACCAGGACUCUGGCCCCAAAGUGCCACCUCUGCUGCAUGGCUCAGGACUGGGGACAUGUGCUGUUCCACCAGGAGGGGGUCCUGUCCCCAAAUGCACUGCAGCUGGGACGCAUGCUGUGCCGCUUGGACUCUGUCCCCAGAUGCCACCCCUGCUGCUUGGUGCAGGGAUGAGGACAUGUGCCAUGACACCAGGGUGGGGUUCUGUCCCCAAAUGCCACCCAUGCUGCUGGUGUGAGGUUGGGGAUGUGCACUUUGCUGGGUUCCUGUCCCCAGGUGCCACCUCUGCUGCUUGGAACAGGGUUGGGGACACGCUCUGUGCCACCAGGAUGGGGUCCUGUCCCUAGAUGCCACUCUCUGCUUGGCAUGAAGUUGGGGAUACAUGCUGUGCCACCAGGACUCUGUCCCCAGAUGCCACCUCUGCUGCUUGGUGCAGGUUUGGGGACAUGUACUGUGCCACCAGGAUGGGGUUCUGUCCCCGUAUGCCACCCCUGCUGCAUGGGACAAGGUUGGGGACAUGACCCAGGACAGAGCCCUGUCCCCAAAUGCCACCUCUGCUGCAUGGCACAGAACUGGGGACGUGUGCUGUGCCACCAGGAUAGUGCCCCAUCCCCAACUGCCACCCGUGCUGCUGCCGUGUUGGGGACACGGGGACCCCACGGGUCCCCCCCCACUGCCACUCCCCCUGGUCACAGCGUGGGGUCCCGACUUGGAACCCGCUUCCCGUGGGGCACUGCUGUUGUCUCCCCCCAUCCCGGGGGUCCGUGCUGUAGAUAGUGCUGCUGUACAUAGGUGUAUAGGACAGGGGUGGCAUUCCCCACCCCCCACCCCCCCCAUCACCGUUUCGGAUCUGCGCUGCUCGGCUGUAAAUAAACACCCUGGGAGCGGCGUGCACGGCUCUGUUGGUGCACACGCGUGUGCAAGCACUUCUGGGAGUGCAGUGGGUGAGCACGUGCAAAAGUGAAGAACAACGUGUGAGCGUGUGUGCAAAUGUGUGUAAGUGCGUGAGUGUGAGGUUGCACAGCUACGUGAGCAUGCCUGGAGAUGCACGAGUGUGCAGGGAUGCAUGAGGGAGAGUGAGUGUGCGUGGGGGUGUGCAGCCGUGCACAGCUGUGGGUGCGGAGUGAUGCACAAGGAUGCAGGAGUUUGCACAACCACAAACAAGGAUGCACAGCAAUGGAGAUGGAUGCACGGCCACGCACAACUAUGCACAACCAUGGAAAUGUUGGAUACGUUUGCACAACUGUGGAGAAGGAUGCAUGAGCGUGCACCACUAUAGAUGUGCAACCGUGCACAAGGCUGCACAUGUUUGUACAACCAUGGAUGAGGAAGUGUAACUGUGGCCAAGCACAGACAACAGUGCACAACCAUGCACAAGGUUACACAACUAUGGGUGGCCAUGCACCACCAUUCACAACAACGGAUGAGUUUGCACCACCACGCGCAAGGCCGCAUGAUUUUGCACAACCAUGGAAAAGGGGGCGUGAGGGUGCACCACCAUAGAUAUGGAUGUGCAACCAUGCACAGCCAUGCACAGGGAUGCAGGAGUUUGCACAACCAUGGAGAAGGAUGCGUGAGUGUGUAACACGGAUUGCAACCCUGCACAGGCAUGCACAAGGCCACAUGACUUUGCACAAGCAUGAACAAGGCCAUGCAAGCAAGCACAACCAUGGAGAAGGGUGCACAGCCAUGCAUAGGGAUGCACAACACUGCAGCACCACACCCAAGGCCACAGGGCUUUGCACGAACACGGACACGGACAUGCAACCAAGCACAACUAUGGAGAAGAGUGCACAACCAUGCACAAGGAUGCACAGCCAUAAACAACCGUGCAGCACUGUGCCCAAGGCCGCAUAGCUUUGCACAACCACGAAGGACACACAACUGUGGAAAGCAUGGAGAAGGAUGCACAACCAUGCACCACCGUGUGCAAGGCUGCAUAGCUUUGCACAAGCGCAAAGAAGGCCGUGCAGUCAAGCACAGCUAUGGAGAAGGAUGCACAGCCCUGCACAACCAUGCACAAGGAUGCACAACCAUGGAGAAGGAUGCACAGGGAUGCACAGCAAUGCACAGCCAUGCACAGGGAUGCACAAUCAUGGAGAAGGAUGCACAGCCAUGCACAACCGUGCACAAGGAUGCACAACCAUGGAGAAAGAUGCACAGGGAUGCACAGCCAUGCACAGGGAUGCACAACCAUACACAAUCACACGCCACCAUGCCCAAGGCCGCACGGCUUUGCAAAACCACAAAGCAGGAUUCCCAACCACGGACAGCAAGGAGAAGGAUGCGUGAGUGCACACCAGGCCCGGCCCCCUGUUGCACGAGGGCUCACAAGUGUGCACAAGGUCGGUGGGGCAGCACGGAAGCAGAGCACCCAGCCCUGCCCUGCGGUUUCUCGACGCCGAGGCAGGAAGCCGCCCUGAAGGAAGCGGAGCGCGGGGCCUCGAAGCUGCGUCAGGGCUGUGCACGGGGCUCUGAGCUGCACUUCCUCCCCCCGGAGCAGAGCAGGGGGGUGGGGGGGCCAUGGGCAGGAGAAGGUGACCCUCUGGGGGUCCCCGCUGUCCCCAUGUCGUUGGCACUCAAAGCACGGCAGAAGGCGAAGCGCAAAGGCGGCGGCGCCAAGGAGAGGGUGUUCGGCUGCGACCUCCUG
This is a messenger RNA of Meleagris gallopavo (turkey), 4893 nucleotides long. NCBI's taxonomy places the organism in Eukaryota, Metazoa, Chordata, Aves, Galliformes, Phasianidae. The record is from RefSeq and is a predicted model, not a curated record.